Messenger RNA from Aspergillus fumigatus Af293, 642 nucleotides. RefSeq names its product RAS small monomeric GTPase RasA (gene rasA). NCBI's taxonomy places the organism in Eukaryota, Fungi, Ascomycota, Eurotiomycetes, Eurotiales, Aspergillaceae. Gene Ontology annotation, molecular function: GTPase activity; GDP binding; GTP binding. The record is from RefSeq and is a predicted model, not a curated record. Gene Ontology annotation, biological process: signal transduction. Gene Ontology annotation, cellular component: plasma membrane.
AUGGCUUCAAAGUUCCUUAGAGAGUACAAGCUAGUUGUUGUCGGUGGUGGUGGUGUCGGAAAGUCAUGCUUAACAAUCCAACUGAUUCAGAGUCACUUCGUCGAUGAAUACGACCCAACAAUUGAAGACUCCUACCGGAAGCAGUGUGUCAUCGACGAUGAGGUCGCUUUGUUGGAUGUCUUAGAUACUGCCGGGCAGGAGGAGUACUCGGCGAUGCGUGAACAAUACAUGCGGACUGGCGAAGGCUUCCUCCUGGUCUACUCGAUUACGUCUCGGCAGUCCUUUGAAGAGAUUAUGACUUUCCAACAACAAAUCCUGCGUGUGAAAGACAAGGAUUACUUCCCUAUUAUCGUGGUCGGUAACAAGUGCGAUUUGGAGAAGGAACGAGCCGUCUCUCAACAAGAGGGCGAGGCUCUGGCCAGGCAAUUCGGUUGCAAGUUCAUUGAAACGUCGGCAAAAUCCCGCAUCAACGUUGAGAACGCUUUCUAUGACCUCGUGCGCGAAAUUCGUCGUUACAACAAGGAGAUGUCGUCAUAUCCGUCCGGUUCUGGUGCCGCAGGCACCCGUGCCCCUGAAGGCAAGAUGGAUGUGAGCGAGCCCGGCGACAACGCUGGCUGCUGUGGAAAAUGCGUUAUUAUGUAA